Molecule: messenger RNA, 294 nt
Organism: Debaryomyces fabryi
Lineage: Eukaryota; Fungi; Ascomycota; Pichiomycetes; Serinales; Debaryomycetaceae
Exons: 1
Coding region: 1-294 (97 amino acids)
Biological process (GO): tubulin complex assembly; post-chaperonin tubulin folding pathway
Cellular component (GO): cytosol; microtubule cytoskeleton
Molecular function (GO): beta-tubulin binding
Source: RefSeq, a predicted model, not a curated record
AUGUCACCAAGUAGCUUGCAAAUUAAGGUCAAUGCCUUAAAAAGGUUAAUAAAAGAAGAAUCAUUAUACCAACAAGAAGUUGCUGAACAGCAAAAUUAUGUAAAUCAAAUGAAAUCAAAUAAUGCUGAUGAAUACGAAUUAAAGAAACAGAUCCAAGUAUUAGAAGAAUCACAAAGAAUGGUGCCAGAAGUUUCCGAAAAAAUUAAAAAGCAUAAACAAGCUUUAAUAGAGUAUGUGGAAAAUUAUAAAGGCGAUGAGGAUUUAAGUGCUGCUAAAGAAUUAAUUGGUGCCUAA